AUGGCAACGAAUUAUACUAAAUACGCUCAAUUAAUUAAUGCAUCCACUAACUACGCGCGGCGGAUGAAGCACUUGUCGAAUAGGAUAUUUGGUGAGGUUGCUAUUCCCACCAACUCAAAGUCUAUGAAAGUAGUAAAAAUUUUUUCAGCGCGGCCUCUUCACACAAACGAAGAAAUUAUCCAUUAUUACCCACGUCAUGUAGAAACUCAUAAAUUAAUGUUAAAACUGCGCGAAUAUGGCCUAUUUAGAGACGAGCAUCAAGAUUUUAAGGAGGAGAUGAAGAGACUGCGUGAACUUCGAGGCAAAGUUAAAGUAUGGAAGAGGAAGUUAGGCGAGAAGACAGAAUAA
This is a messenger RNA of Parnassius apollo (apollo), 348 nucleotides long. NCBI's taxonomy places the organism in Eukaryota, Metazoa, Arthropoda, Insecta, Lepidoptera, Papilionidae. The record is from the annotation of a GenBank genome assembly.